UAGAUAGAUAGAUAGUCAAAGGAGAAAGAAAGAAAGAGAAAACAAGAAAAAAGGACAAGGAAGCAAGGAAUUAAGGAAGAAAAUAGAUAGAUAGAUAGUCAAAGGAGACAGAUGAAACCAAAGUAAGAAAGAAAGAGAAAAUAAGACAGAACCAAAAUAAACACGGGAUAGAUAGAUAGAUAGAUAGAUAUCACAUCAUAUUAUAUGUCAUAUACAAGUAAGAACGGACUAAGCCCCGCCCAUUGUUCCCUAUGCCAACCCAGUGGGCGUGGUUAUGCCCAGGUCUCAGCGCACAUCAGACUCCGUCUGAGUUAAAAGCGUUACCGCACCGGCGGCGGUCUGAUCCCGACUACAGCAGUGUGUUCUGUUUUACCAAAACCUACAUUUCCGACACAGUCACUGAUUUGCAGUGAUUUGUUUUUGGAUCAUAUCAUUUUCGAGGAAGAAAAAAAGAGUUAUUUAAUUAUUGUUAACGCAUCAGAACGAUGCUCUGAAAAGAAAGUCGGACCUGGAUUAUUUACAGAGUUGUUUAUAAAGAGCACGCAAUCUGGAUAAAGAAGCAAGAACGGAAUUGGGCGGAAUUUGUUAUUUGUUUUUGUAUUUAUUUAUUUUUUUUGUAUAUCGAAUAUCUGAAAUAAUCCGACUUCAGCUCCUGAUCUGGAGAUUCCCGUUAUUUAUUGAUUUGCCAGGUUUGAUAAUCCCGGGAUUGACUCUUGUAAUCCCAUUUCAUACCGUCAUGGAUCCGAUGUGGAAAACUCUUCUCGCGCUGUUUCUCAUCGCGUGCAGACUGAAACUCUCCAUGUCCACGAUUUUGGAGUCCAUUUACUGGAACACGUCAAAUACAAAGUUCGUGCCCGGGAAAGGCAUCACCCUGUACCCUCAGAUUGGGGACAAAAUGGACAUUGUGUGCCCCCGACUCAGGCCAGGCCAGAGCGCGAGCACCCGUGUCGAAUAUUUCCGUGUGUACCAGGUCACACAGGAACAGCUCGAGAGCUGCAGGGUGGCGAAGGGCAGUGGGGCGCUGCUGAACUGCGACAAGCCCGACCAAGACGUCAAGUUCACCUUCAAGUUCCAGGAGUUCAGCCCCAACCUGUGGGGCCUCGAGUUCCUCAAAGGCAAAGACUACUACAUCAUCUCUACGUCGAACAGCACGUUAGAAGGCCUGGACAACACAGAGGGCGGCGUGUGCAAAACCAAAUCCAUGAAGCUGGUGCUCCGAGUGGGACAGAGUCCUAGUGACGCAGUCUCUGCAAAAGAACUUCCCAAAUAUGAAAGUGAUCACCAAAGCACCUCCAGUAAAGACAACGAUGUGCUCAGCAAAGGCGAACAAGAUGGAAAAAGCGGCGAGUCCGUGGGUGUGUCAGGCUCCGAGGUAGCCCUGUUCACCGGCGUGGCCUCGGGAGCCUUCGUCUUGGUGGUUCUCGUCAUCGUAGUGUUGGUGGUGUUCGCACGCCGGCGCCGACGCAAGCACUCAGCUCAGUGUUCAGCCCCGCUGGCGCUGCACCCCAUCCCCAAACGCAGCAACAACAACAAUGGCUCGGAGCGCAGCGACAUCAUCUUCCCGCUUCGAGCCUCCGACAGCUACUACUGCCCCCAUUACGAGAAGGUGAGCGGGGAUUACGGCCACCCGGUCUACAUCGUCCAGGAAAUGGAGCCCCAGAACCCGGCCAACGUUUACUACAAAGUCUGAACUAAUCAGAACCUUUGAGCCUCGGCCAAGACUGAAAAUAAGGUCUCAAUUGAGAGCUUGAUUGCUCGGAAUAAACGAAUCAGAGAUAAAUGACUCUUGGAACGAAGCCGUCGACCGGCCAGGAGCCCCGAAAGCCCCGGAAAUGGUCCGAAUCGCCAUCUGGGUUGGGGGAAUUACUUCUUCUAAAACAUGGACGCCGUGUGAUUUGUAUCAGUCAGGGACCAAAAGCUUUGAGGCUGAAAGUGUCGACUGAGAGCUUGUGCUCAAGUUUCAGCCUGGCUGUAGAAAAGAAACAUGCUCCUGGCUCACGCCAGUGAAUCAGAGACGAAUGACUCUUGGAACGAAGCGAAGACUUUCUCUCCUCUCUCCAGUCAGCGCCUUAAUUCAUUAUGGCAGACCGAGGUGCUAGAGUAUCGAUUCAUGACGGCGUUUCGCUCAGGGGAAGAAAGCGGAGCCAAAUCCGCACAGACCUAUAGACCUAUAAAAAAAAAUGGGCGAAAAAAAAAAUCCACAGAUUUACAUUCUGAAAAGAAAAAAAACAGCAUCAGGGCAAAAACUUUAAAGCCGCAUAAUCAUUACCCAUUCGUGGGAGGUUUACGCUGUACUUCUCCAAACCUCUUCUCAGGGCAGAAAGAAUUACGAUUGGUUAUCUUCAACAACCAAUAGAGUCUGAAAUAGAGAUGAGGCAGAAAUUGAGAUGGUUUUUUUGUCUGGUUGUUGUUUUCAUUUUCUUUAAGCCACAAUCUAGCCGCAUUGUUAGCUACGCUAAUUCUCCAGAAAGUUAAACAAUACGUGACCCUGCGGUUUUUACUUGUAGACAUUUUCCUGAUAAAAUAUAUUCUUUAAAAAAAAAAAAUUGGGUCUGUUUAGAAAGAAAAUCCUCCUGAGAAACAAACUGAAGAACUCUUCGGAUACCUUCUGCAUCUCGUUCUAAAUCCAACAAGAACUUUUUUAUCUUGCAAAUUCCUGUCACAUGACUAUUCUUGCGAUUUUUUUUUCGUUCUGAAUGUGUUGAUAGUUACUCUAAACAUCUUCACCAAUAGUAAUGCUAUGUUUAAUUUACCCUCCCCCGUCGCAAUUUUGGUGCGUAAACGUUUAAUUUGGAAAUGUGUUACAGUAUAUGAAGGAAAACCUUGUGGAAGCUCCCAAAGAACAAACCGAAGAACCUUGUAGGUAGCUAAAUGUAACCUUUCUAAGACAAUUAAAAAUUUGAUGUUUUAUGUAAUUUUCAAAUCCAAAAUGAAUUGCUAUUUGCUCGUUUUACCUCCAGUCCCCUGGUACUUGGCAGUAUCAAAAACAGUAAGCUUUUUGGUUUGGAACUACGUCACUUUACAGAUGUUGACAAAACAUUAAAAUUUUGAGUUAACAUCUCGCAAUUAUGACAUUUUUCUCACAAUUUUGAGUUAACAUCUCGCAAUUAUGACAUUUUUCUCACAAUUUUGAGUUAACAUCUCGCAAUUAAGACUUUUUUCUCACAAUUUUAAGUUAACAACUCGCAGUUAAGACUUUUAUCUCAAUUUUGAGUUAACAUUUCGCGAUUCUGACUUUUCUCACAAUUUUCAUUUUAUAUCUCGCACUCCCGACUUUUUUCUCUCUCGCAAUUUAGACGUCCACUUGACAUUUAGUGAGUUACAAAGAAUGCACCGACAAAGCAUCAGUCAUUCUUUAUAAAUAGGUUAAAUACAGUAAGAAGAACCCUCAUCAGCUAGCCAAGACAAGGAAAACCAGACGCUAGUGCACACUCGUUAUCUGAAGUCGGUCACAUUUCAGGUACUGCGUCAAGCAGAUGUCUAAAUUGCGAUACAAAAACGUCAGAGGUCUGAGUCUGAGAUAUAAAGUUACCUUUUUUAUUUUUUUUUCUCCGUGGAGGAAACAGGCUUCCAUACCCUUCUGUAUUUUACAAAUUUUCAAAGAAUUUUUACUGAAAAAACCUGUCAGCGUUAAACAUCAGGAUCACGCUAAUAUAUUACCUUUUUUGGAAGAACUACCCUUGCUUUUCUGCCCUGAGACGGGAUUUAUCUCGAAUGAACCUCCCUCAGGCCAUUGUCAACAUUUUAAAGCAAACUAGAACGUUAAAAUCUAGUUCUGUAACGAAUAGUAUUAUAUUUGACAGUUGGAGAAGCAAAAGGUUAUGGGAGCAGAUCUUCUGGCGUGUAGAACGACAACAA
Molecule: messenger RNA, 3858 nt
Organism: Ictalurus punctatus (channel catfish)
Lineage: Eukaryota; Metazoa; Chordata; Actinopteri; Siluriformes; Ictaluridae
Gene: efnb2b
Product: ephrin-B2b
Exons: 5
Coding region: 737-1690 (317 amino acids)
Biological process (GO): blood vessel morphogenesis; ephrin receptor signaling pathway; axon guidance
Cellular component (GO): plasma membrane
Molecular function (GO): ephrin receptor binding
Source: RefSeq, a predicted model, not a curated record